Mauremys mutica (yellowpond turtle) is the source of this 1410-nucleotide messenger RNA. RefSeq names its product aldehyde dehydrogenase family 3 member B1-like. Lineage: Eukaryota; Metazoa; Chordata; Testudines; Geoemydidae. Gene Ontology annotation, biological process: aldehyde metabolic process. Gene Ontology annotation, cellular component: cytoplasm. Gene Ontology annotation, molecular function: aldehyde dehydrogenase (NAD+) activity. The coding region runs from base 1 to 1410 and encodes 469 amino acids. The record is from RefSeq and is a predicted model, not a curated record. The transcript has 9 exons.
AUGAACCCCUAUGUGGGUUUGGUGAGCAGCCUGCGCAGUGCCUGGCUCACGGGGAAGACGCGCGCCGCUGAGCACCGGGUCUCCCAGCUGGAGGCGCUGGGCCGCUUCCUGGAUGACAAGAAACAGCCCAUCCUGGACGCCAUGGCCUCGGACAUGCGCAAGCCCCCCUUCGAGGUGGAGAUCUCCGAGAUCAUCCUGGUCAAGAACGAGGUCAACGACGCACUCAACAACCUGUCGAGCUGGAUGAAGGACGAGUUCGUGGAGAAGAACCUGGUGACUCAGCUGGACACGGCCUUCAUCCGGAAGGAGCCCUAUGGAGUGGUGCUGAUCAUCGGGCCCUGGAACUACCCCUUGCAGCUCAUCCUGGUGCCCCUGGUUGGGGCCAUCGCAGCCGGGAACUGUGUGAUCAUCAAACCCUCCGAGAUCAGCAGCAGCACUGAGAAGCUCCUGGCUGAGAUGCUGCCCAGUUACCUGGACAAGGACUGCUUUGCUGUGGUGACCGGGGGCCCUGCGGAGACCACCCAGCUCCUGGAGAACAAGUUCGACUACAUCUUCUUUACAGGCAGCCCCCAAGUGGGCAAGAUCGUGAUGGCAGCUGCGGCCAAGCACCUGACGCCGCUGACGCUGGAGCUGGGGGGCAAGAACCCCUGCUACGUGGCCGACGAGAGCGACCUGCAGAACGUGGCCAACCGGCUGGUCUGGGGGCGCUGCCUCAACGCGGGGCAGACCUGCGUCGCGCCCGACUACGUGCUGUGCAGCGCGGAGACGCAGGAGAAGCUGCUGCCCGCCCUGCGCCACGCCAUCACCCAGUUCUUCGGCCCCGAGCCCCGGGAGUCGCCCGACUUCGCCCGCAUCAUCAGUGACAAGCAGUUCCAGCGCAUCCAGGCCCUGCUGGGCAGCGGGCGCGUGGCCAUCGGGGGGCAGACGGACGAGAGGGAGCGCUACAUCGCCCCCACAGUGCUGGCGGACGUGCAGCCGUCAGACCCUGCCAUGCAGGAGGAGAUCUUCGGGCCCGUCCUGCCCAUCGUCACCGUGCCCAACGUGGACGAAGCCAUCGCCUUCAUCAACCGCCGGGAGCGGCCGCUGGCCAUGUACGUCUUCGCCUCCGACAGCAAGCUGGUGCACCGGGUGCUGGAGCGGACGAGCAGCGGCGGUUUUGGUGCCAACGACACCAUAAUGCAGAUGACGCUAAUCUCACUGCCCUUCGGUGGGAUUGGGAACAGCGGGCUGGGCUCGUACCACAGCAAGUUCAGCUUCGACACCUUCUCUCACCACCGGGCCUGCCUCCUGCGCAGCAUGGGCCUGGAGACCGUAAACGCCCUGCGCUACCCCCCCUACGGCGAGCGCAAAAAGGGGCUGGUGCUCUCCACCUUCGGGAUCAAGCGCAAGGGCACCUGCACCCUGCUGUGA